AUGGAUGUUCUCUAUUCAUUAUUGGAUAUUGAAAAACAACAACUUAAUAUGAUAGUAAAAGACCAAAAGUUUACUACAAGUCUCAAUUUUGUAUUGACAAUGAUAACUAAUAAUGUAUUGUUGAUUGAUGAUUGUAAACUUGAUCGAUUCUGUAUAAAUACUUUGUCAAAAAUUGCUCUUAAUAUUAAAUCUCUUAUUGUUGAAUCGGAAUCUAUGGAACGUAUUCUUCUUGCUGCUGAUUAUCCUAAUCUAGUUGUACUUAAAUUCUUCGAUUUCAAUAACAAAACUGCUUCAAAAUAUUUUACAAUCAAGUCACCAUUUCACAAGAUACUUGAAAAACAAAUUCGAGAUCGACAACGUCUCGAUUUAUUAAAAAUUAUUAAAAAAAUUGAUGAAGUUGGUCAUGCUGGUGAUGAUCGACGACAUUCAGAAACCAUUCGUUCUUGUUUAAUUUUAAACGAUUUAUGUGAAAAACAUAAAACAACAUGA
Messenger RNA from Rotaria sordida, 489 nucleotides. The record is from the annotation of a GenBank genome assembly. NCBI's taxonomy places the organism in Eukaryota, Metazoa, Rotifera, Eurotatoria, Philodinida, Philodinidae.